UUCCUUCAUCACCACACGACAACAACAACAAAAAACACCCUCCACCCGCGUGGAAGCCCAAAAUAGUGCUUUUUAGUUUCGCGGACGAGCGUUUUCCAUCGCUGGUUCAUUUGUCCUGCUUCCGGGGCUUUUCCCGCGUGCGUUUCAUUUAUUUAUUUAUUUUUGCUUUACGCUACCCUGUCGGCUCGUGCCGCAUCGAAGUACCGCGCGGGAGUUUUCGCAUCGCGUAUGUGUAUGUGUUGGAGUGGCCACCCCCUCGCCACCGUAGGUGCUUCUCCAUCCCGUCCCAAUUCCCUCGCGAGCUUUUCCCGGAAGCCUCGAAAUCCGUAAGAGAGAUAAAAAAAAAUAAAAGAAAAACCUCCCCAUCGUCGGGAAGUGCGACGAUCCUGUGCGAGUCCUGUGUGCGGGUGUGUGUGUGUGUGUUUGUGUGCAGGUGUGUGUUUUGUGCGCGCGCUUUCGUGUGGGGGUGUUCUAUUCUCGGGCAACGUCGAUAUCCUCGCGGAUAUAUCGUCCCAUCGCGCGACGCGUCCCCAGCUGAUUUGAUCGGCUGGCAUCACCGAGAGCAGCAGUAGCAGAAGCAGCAGCAACAGCAGCCGCGAGUUCCAGCUUCAAGUUGCUCGAGUCGCGGCGAUAACAACAAGGAAAAAAAAGCGUAACAGCCAGCACCGUACGCGCGCGUCGAGCGUGAAAUCAUAAAAAUGGAUAAACGUACGAGCAUGAAAAUUGGAUUACUCUGCGUGCUGCUUGGAGCAUGCUCGGCCGUAAAAAUCAUCAACCUAAAGGUCCCACCGACCUACCUGCUAGAUCAGACCUCCAAAACACCCGACCCGCUGAUACUUGACUGCGAGUACGAGGUGGACGAUAGCGAGAAAGGCUUCGUGCUGAAAUGGCUGCUCGAUGGUCAGCCCGUCUACCAGUGGAUUCCGUCAAAAAAUCCCUUCCCUUUCCAAUCCUUCAAAAACCGGAUCGACACAAGCUACGUCGUGUCGCAGGAGCAUCUGCACAAGCACCGAGCGAUGGCGAUCAUCAAACCGCUGGCCAACUUCACCGGCGAAUACAUGUGCAUCGUGCAGACGUACACCUCAAUCGACCGGAAGUCGGCCAAGCUGAAAAUCAUCGUGCGAGAAAGCAAGUUCGACCUGAGCUACUACCUGAACGGUGACGGGUACAUCACGGUUGAUUGCCACGCACGGGACAUUUCUCCGCUGCCCGAGCUGCAGAUUCGCAUCAAUUACGCGCUUUUCGAGACGGAAAACCUCAAGUCCGUCAAGGGUGACAACGGUCUGUACAACGUGUCCAUCAGCGGCAGGAUACGAAAGGAUCAGCUCGAGUCACCGGCCAUGAUCGAGUGUUUGCUCUCGAUACCGGAGACGAACUACAACAAGCGCCGCUCGACGACGUACUACGCGCGCAAAACUAAAUCUAACAAUAAACCGCUUCCAGAAUCGCAUCUCAAAACCACUACCACCACGGUAGCGACCACGACGACGGUCGAAAUGCUACAAGCGGCACCGGAAAACUUACAGAAGAAGGGAUUCAACGCGACCGAGUCGAACGGCGCUAGCAGUCUUCCGGUGCCAAUGCAAACGACCACAAGCGUGCUGGCGACCGUCGUGACGAUUUUACUCAUUUUCACCACGACGCUCUUGUAGAUGAACUUGAAGCAGUACACCGACGUCGAGAUCCGGAACCGCCGAUUGCACCUCAACUUCAUACACAGCUAAGCUGCGGCAUCGUCCUAGUGUGCAUGGUCCGGCGGGGUCAUGCCGUCAUUUCGGCACCAGCUUUGCGUGUUUCCUUUUCGCCUCUGUUGUUGUAGUUCGAAACAAAACAACCCCCGGGGGGAAAGACGUGUGCAAUUCGUCAUCGUGAUAGUCCAAACUCCAAAAAUUGCACAGCUAGUCCCGCGGCUAUAGGUAAGGCGUAUAGACUGUAGAGAUUAUAAUCGCACGUCGGAGCGCAUUUUGAGCGAAACCAGGAAAUGAUAACCGCGCCCUUAAUGCACGUGCAUUCCAUCUCGUUCCAUUUAUGUUCGAAAGCCAUUUAACGUCGCCCGGUUAGAUCGAAUGUCCCUCAAAUGCUUUCGAACUUGAUCACAACGAUCAGUGAGUCACUAUACCAGCGAGCAAAAUGCGCAUUUCAAACGAACGGAAGUUACCAACGAAAGCAGAAACUUCUAGCAACCACCCUUUUGGAUCGAAUAGCUUUACAUACUCUCAACGAGGGAACGGCAAGUUGCGAAGGACGACAGCGUCACCUACCAAAUUCACCUACCAAAAACCAAACCGCAAACUCACACACUCAUACAACAUAAUGACCCGCUUCGAUAGUCAUGUAAAACCAAAGUAGUUGAAUGUUUAUAGACUUUUGUAACGUACCCCUACCUAGAUUUCAUUUCGUGUCGUAAGAACGUCAGCAGUAUCACUUAGUAUCGCGCUUUUUUUGUCGGUAGCAGCGCAAAGCGAGAAAAUUGUCCUAGAUCUAAGAUUUGCUUUGAAGCGCGCGAGAAAAGCGAGGGAAAAACAAACGCUCGCGAGCAUCUCGUUAGCGUUCGACAGUCCUUUUUUUUCGUUUUGCCAUCCGGAACCGGCCUUCCCCGGGGUCACCUUCGUUUAACCUCCCGACGGUUCCGAAAUGAAGCACGUGCGUCCGGUUCAAGUGCGUCGGUGUAUGAAGUGCGUUGAAAUAUGAAAGCUGUAAAAAGUUCUUAUGCAUAUGAUCGAAUUGAUAUUUGACAAAAAAAAAAACACAAAGAAGAAGAAGAAAAAAACUCUAGAUAUUUAGCUACGAUAAAUCCGCGGUGAUCCACGCCAUGCGGUUCUGGGGGACUCGGGACGCGUCGGAAUCGAGACCAGGCGGGAUAGCGAGAACGAAAACCAAAACCAACUGCACUGUAUAGUUUAAUGGAAUUAACGAAACCCCAACCACGGCGGUGGUGGAGAAAGCAAAGAAAAAAAAAACAUAAAUGCAAACAAAGCAUGAACAGCUAUUUUAUACAACCAUUGUGAAUAGGAGACGGGGCAGGAGAGAACCACAUGUGAUUGUGUUUUUUCGCGAUCGCGAUCACGAUCGAGCGCAGUAGCAACCGGAGCGAAUGAAUGAGCGAUGCAUGAGUGUGCGAAUGACGUGCAUGAGAAAUUUGAUGCCUUAUGAACACUAAAAAAAAAUAAGAAAACAAGAAGAUAAAUAAAAAAAACAACCCGACGCCAGAACCGACGAAUGGGAA
This is a messenger RNA of Anopheles nili, 3226 nucleotides long. RefSeq lists its product as uncharacterized. The transcript has 7 exons. Lineage: Eukaryota; Metazoa; Arthropoda; Insecta; Diptera; Culicidae. Bases 699 to 1652 code for a protein of 317 amino acids. The record is from RefSeq and is a predicted model, not a curated record.